Messenger RNA from Sardina pilchardus (European sardine), 699 nucleotides. Its product is annotated as GTPase IMAP family member 9-like. The transcript has 2 exons. Gene Ontology annotation, molecular function: GTP binding. The coding region runs from base 1 to 699 and encodes 232 amino acids. Lineage: Eukaryota; Metazoa; Chordata; Actinopteri; Clupeiformes; Clupeidae. The record is from RefSeq and is a predicted model, not a curated record.
AUGGUGGACACUCCAGACUGGUUCUGUAGUGGACUCUCUCAGAAGGACAUGAGACAGGACGUGGGGCUUUGUGUCCGUCUGUCUGCUCCAGGACCUCACGCCUUCCUCCUGGUGAUUCCAGUGCAGUCGUCUGAAGGGGAGGAGAGGAGGAUGCUGGAGAAAAUGGAGAUUAUUUUUGGUGAGAGCUGUUGGAGACACACACUGAUCCUCUUCACCCAUGCUGAGGGGCUGAGAGAGAGGAGUGUGGAGGAGUUGCUCCAGACAGGGAGCCAGGAGCUACAGCAGCUGGUAGAGAAAUGUGGGACCAGGUGUCACCUUCUCAGCGUUAAGGACAGGCAUGAUGACACACAGAUCACACAGCUGCUAGAGAAGGUAGAAGAGAUGGUGUCAGGAAAUGGAAUGGAGCGAUACUACAGCAGUCAGACCUAUUGGAGGGUGCAGAAACUGCACAGUGCAUUAGGACAAAUGGUAGACAUAGAGGAAAAGACAGUGAGAGAAGAGAGACAAAGAAGACAGGAGUUUGACAUGCAUCUCCAGCAGUUCCUCACCAGGAUGGAUGAAGAGAUCCUCCAACUUGAAAGAAACCUCAAAGCUGAGAUGCAGGCAGAGUUCAACAAACAGAUGGAGGACAAGGACAUGGAGAUUGAGAAGAUGAGACUAAUGCUUCAGGAGGCAGUUUUAAAGUUAAACCAGGACUAG